CUUGCUGAGGGCUCGGCCGCGAGCGAGAGAACCAACGGAGGAGCGUAGAGACCAGGCGAAGGUAGGAGCUGAGUGGCCCGGGCGGGCAAGCGAGCGAGGGCCAGCAGUGGCGACGCGAGACGGCUGGGCACGCGCAGCUCAGCCUGCUGUCCACGCUCCGGGCCGCGCGUUGCGCCAGGUGUAGCUCCACUUUGCUGCAACGAUGGGGUCUGAGGACCACAGUGCCCAGAACCCCAGCUGCAAAAUCAUGACCUUCCGCCCCACCAUGGAUGAAUUCAGGGACUUCAACAGAUAUGUGGCCUACAUUGAGUCGCAGGGUGCCCACCGUGCCGGCCUGGCCAAGAUCAUCCCACCCAAGGAGUGGAAGCCACGGCAGACAUAUGAUGACAUUGAUGACGUGGUCAUCCCAGCACCUAUCCAACAGGUGGUGACAGGCCAGUCGGGGCUUUUCACGCAGUACAACAUCCAGAAGAAGGCCAUGACUGUGGGGGAGUACCGCCGCCUAGCCAACAGUGAGAAGUACUGUACCCCACGCCAUCAGGACUUCGAUGACCUGGAACGCAAGUACUGGAAGAACCUGACCUUUGUCUCACCCAUCUAUGGGGCUGACAUCAGUGGCUCCCUGUAUGACGAUGACGUGGCCCAGUGGAACAUCGGCAAUCUGAGGACCAUCCUAGACAUGGUGGAGCGCGAAUGCGGGACCAUCAUUGAGGGUGUGAACACACCCUACUUGUACUUUGGCAUGUGGAAAACCACGUUUGCCUGGCACACAGAGGACAUGGACCUCUACAGCAUCAACUACCUGCACUUUGGCGAGCCCAAGUCCUGGUACGCCAUACCACCAGAGCACGGCAAGCGCCUGGAGCGCCUGGCCAUAGGCUUCUUCCCUGGGAGCUCACAAGGCUGCGAUGCCUUCCUAAGGCACAAGAUGACGCUCAUCUCGCCCAUCAUCCUGAAGAAGUAUGGCAUCCCCUUCAGCCGGAUUACACAGGAAGCUGGGGAGUUCAUGAUCACAUUCCCCUAUGGUUACCAUGCGGGCUUCAACCAUGGCUUUAACUGCGCUGAGUCCACUAACUUCGCCACGCUGCGCUGGAUCGACUAUGGCAAAGUGGCCACACAGUGUACAUGUCGAAAGGACAUGGUCAAGAUCUCCAUGGAUGUGUUUGUACGCAUACUGCAGCCCGAACGCUAUGAGCAGUGGAAGCAAGGGCGCGACCUCACAGUGCUGGACCACACGAGGCCCACGGCCCUGAGCAGUCCCGAGCUCAGCUCCUGGAGUGCCUCACGAACUUCACUCAAGGCCAAGCUCCUGCGAAGGUCACACCGGAGACGGAGCCAGCCCAAGAAGUCCAAACCUGAAGACUCCAGGUCUCCAGGGGAAGCCACGGCUGGGGUAGCUGGUCUGGACGAGGCCAGGGGCUGUUCCCGGAGGGAGACCAUGCCUGAGGAGGAGGAGGAGGAGGAGCUGUCACCUUCACAGGGCCAUGAGGCCGAGGGCGUGGAAGAGGAUGGCAGAGGCAAGCCUCGGCCAACUAAGGCCAGGAGCAAGAAGAAGACUCCCGGCCUACUGUCACCCCCAUUGCUGUCUGCCCCACCAGCCCUAUUCCCCGCCGAGGAGGUCCUGAGGCUUCCACCCCGACCUAAGUCUCCAGGGCCAGCCAUGGGCCCCAUGGCUGCAGAGGGGGGUCCUCCACCAACAGCCCUCAAUGUCGUGCCUCCUGGGGUGCCAGGUGAGGAAACAGAGGUGCGGCCACGGCCCAUUAUCCCAAUGCUGUACGUGUUGCCCCGUGCCAACAGCUCUGAUGGGGACAGGGAGCAUGCUGCCCAUCCACAGUUGGCACCCAUGGAGCUGGGGCCAGAAGAGGAAGACCAGGCCCAGGCUGGUGAUUCACAGGUCCCAGGACUCACAAAGUUCUGUUUCAGGAACAACCCCUUCUCUAAGCUGAAGGUGGAGAUCAAAAGAGUCGGCGUCACCCUUGGUCGGCCACCCACACGGUCCCCGCUAUCUGUGGUCAAGCAGGAGGCCUCGAGUGAUGAAGAGGCCUUCCCAUUCUCAGGAGAGGAUGAUGGCAGUGACCCUGAGGCCUUGAGGUCCCUGCUGUCCCUGCAGUGGAAGAGCAAGGCAGCCAGCUUCCAAGCUGAGAGGAAGCUGAAUGCGGCAGCCGCCCUCAGCGAGCCCUACUGUGCCGUCUGUACCCUCUUCUACCCCUUCAGCCAGUCAGUACAGACAGAGCGGGAGGCCCUGGCCACUCCGGGGGACAGUGCUGUCCAGCCGCCCUCCAAAAGUGGCCAGAGGACACGGCCACUGAUCCCUGAGAUGUGCUUCACUUCAAGUGGGGAGAACACAGAACCACUGCCUGCCAACUCCUACGUCGGUGAGGACGGCACCAGUCCACUCAUCUCCUGUGCCCACUGCUGUCUGCAGGUCCAUGCCAGUUGCUAUGGUGUCCGGCCUGAGCUGGCCAAAGAGGGCUGGACAUGUUCCCGGUGUGCGGCCCACGCCUGGACUGCGGAAUGCUGUUUGUGCAACCUUCGGGGAGGAGCACUACAGAGGACCACAGAGCACAGGUGGAUUCAUGUGAUCUGCGCCAUUGCAGUCCCCGAGGUACGAUUCCUCAAUGUGAUCGAACGCAACCCAGUGGACGUCAGUGCCAUCCCUGAGCAGCGAUGGAAACUGAAAUGUGUGUACUGCCGCAAGCGUAUGAAGAGGGUGUCGGGUGCCUGCAUCCAGUGCUCCUACGAGCACUGCUCCACAUCCUUCCAUGUGACCUGCGCACAUGCUGCUGGCGUCCUCAUGGAGCCAGAUGACUGGCCCUAUGUAGUGUCUAUCACCUGCCUCAAGCACAGGGCCAGUGGAGCAGGGGGCCAGCUGUUGCGCACGGUGUCCCUGGGCCAGAUCGUCAUCACCAAGAAUCGCAAUGGGCUCUACUACCGCUGCCGUGUCAUUGGCACCACUGCUCAGACAUUCUAUGAGGUCAACUUCGAUGAUGGCUCCUACAGCGACAACCUGUAUCCAGAGAGCAUCACAAGCAGAGACUGCCUGCGGCUAGGGCCGCCUCCUGAGGGCGAGCUGGUGGAGCUGCGGUGGACAGACGGUAAUCUGUACAGAGCCAGGUUCAUCUCCAUGGCCACCAGCCUCAUCUACCAGGUAGAGUUUGAGGAUGGAUCUCAGCUGACUGUAAAGCGUGCGGACAUCUUCACACUUGAAGAGGAAUUGCCCAAGAGGGUACGGUCCCGGCUGUCACUGAGCACCGGCACACCACAGGAGCCCAGCUUCUCCGGAGAUGGCGUGAAGGCCGCCAAGCGCCCACGGGUGGCCACCGUGCUGGCCACCACCACUGAGGACACAGGGCGCAGCCCAGAAUACCUGGCCUUCAUGGAGAGCCUGCUGCAGGCGCAGGGCCAGCCUGGAGCACCCUUCUAGAUACUGCCCACUCCUGUCCCACUGUAGGUAACUGGGUAACAGGACCCGCAGGAUCCAACUUGGCCAGACUCAGGGAGCGAGACCGGCAUCCCUGGACUACAGUGACUCCACGGGAUCUGGCCUGGCUCUGCUCUUCUCCUAAAGGUGCUAAGGAGCGUCCCAGAGUCUCCUGUGACAGAUGCUAGCCAAGGACACUGGGGCACAGCCCCAACCUGUUUUCUAGAUUUGUGGCUUUAAAAAUUGACAACAGGCACAUUCUUUUUCCUCUCCACCAAGAUGCGAGGAGAUAAAAGUUUCAUCUGUGUUUGACACCUGAGGAUGUUUGUCUACUGAGCAGGUGGGAAGGCACUUUUGUACAGGUGUCCCCUGGAGGGGGCAGCAGCCCAGUGUGCAGUGACCUGUGUGAUGGCCGCUUGUGAUGCUCCCUGCUUCCUGCUCGGGGAGGUGGGCCCUGCAGGAGUGGGCCCUGCCCUGCCUCCUCCAUGCCCUGCCCUGUGCAGAGUAUGCCUCACUCUGCCUUUGCUGCCUGGGCUCCCAUGAGCCUUCACCUUUGGACUAGGGCCUCUGUGUGGCUGAGGGCAGGAGAAAGCAGAUUCCACCUUCACUUGAAGCCCUGAUCGAGUGACACAGGGCACAGACUUCACAGGCCCUGUCCGCACUAGCCGCCACUACCCAUGGGUUGGCUAUGGGUUCUGUCUCUUUAGAAGCCACUGCCACCAUAGGGCCUCAGGCCCCAGGAGAGACAGCUGACCUUAAAUGACAAAGGACUGGACAGAGGGACCUGGCCCUGUGGACCUGCUGGGGACUUAGGGACAGGGCCUCUGCUGAGUGCCCAAUGGCUGCCAUGCCCAUGUGUACAUUGAAAUUCUAUUUAUAUUGUAAAGAGAAUAAAAAAGGACCCAACCUGGGCCUGGAAGGAGAGGCCAAACCACAGGAGUCUCAGGCUGUGCCCCUUGUGGGCUCUGCAGUGGCUGCAGGUGGCCCUGCUUGUGCCCCCACCCCCCACCCUCCAGAGAGGCCCUGAUUUUUGUGCAAAAACAAAAGCUCACUCCCCGCCAGAUGAAGGACUCCAUAUUUUUGCCUCAUUCUCUGGCCUCUGGUUCAGUAUCAAUUAAAGCCCUUGAGCUGAGCGCUUCCUAUUCCCACCUGGUCAUGGCUGUGUUGUCAUUUCGUGCCAGGACAAGAUGGGCUCAGGAUGGAGGUGUCCUUGGCAGGCAUAAUGGGUACAGUGUGUCCUGGUCUGGGUGUAGGGGCCGCCAGGAGGUGGGACACCAUCCUCAAGACAUCUAGUAUCUCCACAGUGACAUGGAGCUGAGGCAGUGUGUCCCUCCUGGAUGUCUGUGCUCUCUGACUCUCCUGCCUGCUUCCUACACUGUGGGGCCACAGAGGAGCAAAGGCCCUGGGAUUGGGCAGAUCAUGGCCUGGUGAAGCAGAGGGAGGAGUGGAGGAAGGGUGGCCCUGCCUGGUGGACCAAAGGGUAGACUUGGAUUUGACUUGGAGGGAGGAGGAGGAGGGUAGAAGCUACCAAAGGCUCUGGGCAGAAGAGGGGGGGCCUCCCUGGUGCUUUCAGCAGGAGCUCAGCAGCAGACAGCCCCGGUGCCGCAGGGGCCUUGGUUUCUCUUUGAAACUGUCCCAUAUGACUCUAGGAAGGAAAGGGAAGGUGGCCCUGCCAGUGAUAGGGCCUGGGCCCUAUGGGAGUGAAGUGAUGUCCUAGGAGGGGACAUCUAACUAGCUGUCACCUCGCCUGGUACAUCGGGCCAAGCUCACAUGUACAGCCCCCAGUCUUGGGCCAAAUCUAGCCCUGGACCUGUUUGUUAAUAAAGUUUUCCUUGCA
Molecule: messenger RNA, 5258 nt
Organism: Rattus rattus (black rat)
Lineage: Eukaryota; Metazoa; Chordata; Mammalia; Rodentia; Muridae
Gene: Kdm4b
Product: lysine demethylase 4B
Exons: 22
Coding region: 203-3424 (1073 amino acids)
Biological process (GO): chromatin remodeling
Cellular component (GO): nucleus
Molecular function (GO): histone H3K9 demethylase activity
Source: RefSeq, a predicted model, not a curated record